Messenger RNA from Anguilla rostrata (American eel), 3855 nucleotides. It is a transcript of the gene tnpo3, whose product is annotated as transportin 3. The transcript is spliced from 23 exons. Gene Ontology annotation, biological process: protein import into nucleus. The record is from RefSeq and is a predicted model, not a curated record. Lineage: Eukaryota; Metazoa; Chordata; Actinopteri; Anguilliformes; Anguillidae. Gene Ontology annotation, cellular component: cytoplasm.
UGUUUGUCGAUUUCCAGACGGGGGCGUUUACCCAGAGCACGCGGGGAAGCCAGUGUUGUGUGAAGAUGGCGGUUAGAGUGCUGUAUACAACGCCCGAAUAAAUAAUAUCACGCAGUCCUUCAGAUCUCCGGAACAGAUAAUACAUCUGUACUUAAGCCCUUUUUCUCUACCCUGCAUCAGAGUGUGGCGGCAUGGAGGGAGGUAAACCAUCCCUUGCGCUAGUCUACCAGGCCGUGCAAGCCCUUUAUCACGACCCGGACCCCGCCGGAAAAGAACGAGCCUCUGUAUGGCUUGGGGAGCUGCAGAGAUCGAUGUACGCCUGGGAGAUUUCGGAUCAGCUGCUCCAGCUGAAGCAGGACGUGGAGUCCUGCUACUUCGCGGCCCAGACGAUGAAGAUGAAGAUCCAGACCUCGUUCUAUGAACUUCCUGCCGACACUCACGUGUCCUUGCGUGACUCGCUGCUCUCUCACAUUGAGAACCUCAAAGACCUCUCCCCCAUCAUCGUCACCCAGCUUGCUCUGGCAAUAGCAGAUCUUGCCCUGCAGAUGGCCUCGUGGAAGGGCUGUGUUCACACACUUAUUGAGAAAUACAGUAACGAGGUGACGUCGAUGACAUUCCUGAUCGAGAUCCUGACCGUGCUGCCCGAGGAGGUCCACAGCCGCUCCCUGCGGAUCGGAGCCAAUCGGCGCACGGAGAUCAUUGAGGACCUGGCCUACUACUCCAGCACCGUCAUCACGCUGCUGCUCUCCUGCGUGGAGAAGACGGGCAGUGACGAGAAGAUGCUGAUCAAGGUGUUCCGCUGCCUGGGCAGCUGGUUCAACCUGGGCGUGCUGGACAGCAACUUCAUGGCCAACAACCAGCUCCUCAUCGUCCUCUUCCAAGUGCUGCAGCGGGACGAGACGUCCACCAACCUGCACGAGGCGGCGUCGGACUCCGUGUGCUCCGCCCUGUACGCCAUCGAGAACGUGGACGCCAACGUGGCGCUGGCCAUGCAGCUGUUCCAGGGCGUGCUGACGCUGGAGACGGCCUACCACAUGGCCGUGGCCCGCGAGGACCUGGACAAGGUGUUGAAUUACUGCAGGAUCUUCACGGAGCUGUGCGAGACCUUCCUGGAGACGAUCGUGCGCAGUCCCGGGCAGGGGAUGGGCGACCUGCGUACGCUGGAGCUCCUGCUGAUCUGCGCGGGGCACCCCCAAUAUGAGGUUGUGGAGAUCUCCUUUAAUUUCUGGUACCGGCUUGGCGAGCACCUGUACAAGACCAACGACGCUGUCCUGCACAGCAUCUUCAGGCCUUACAUACAGAGGCUGCUGCAUGGGCUGGCCCGGCACUGCCAGCUGGACCCCGAUCACGAGGGAAUUCCAGAAGACACAGACGAUUUCGGAGAGUUCCGGAUGAGGGUCUCAGACCUGGUGAAGGACGUGAUUUUCCUCGUGGGGUCCAUGGAGUGCUUUUCCCAGCUGUACUCCACUCUGAAAGAGGGCAACCCGCCCUGGGAGGUGACCGAAGCUGUGCUCUUCAUCAUGGCCGCCAUCGCCAAGAGCGUAGACCCUGAUAAUAACCCCACCCUGACGGAGGUGCUGGAGCAGGUGGUCCUGCUGCCGCAGACGGUCCACAUCGCCGUGCGGUACACCAGCAUCGAGCUGGUGGGGGAGAUGAGCGAGGUGGUGGACCGCAAUCCCCGCUUCUUAGACCCCGUGCUGAAUUACCUGAUGAAGGGCUUGAGGGAGAAGCCGCUGGCCUCGGUGGCUGCCAAGGCCAUCCACAACAUCUGCUCGGUGUGCCGGGACCACAUGGCGCAGCACUUCCAGGGCCUCCUGGACAUCGCCCGCGCGCUCGACUCCUUCGCCCUGUCCACCGAGGCCGCCGUCGGCCUCCUCAAAGGCACUGCUUUAGUUCUUGCCCGGCUGCCGCUGGAGAAGAUCGCCGAAUGUUUGAGUGACCUGUGCGCAGUGCAAGUCCUGGCCCUCAAAAAGCUUCUCUCCCAAGAGCCUAGCAAUGGCAAAUCAUCUGACCCCACGGUGUGGCUGGACAGGCUGGCGGUCAUCUUCAGACACACAAACCCUAUAGUAGAGAACGGCCAGACGCAUCCCUGUCAGAAAGUCAUACAGGAAUUGUGGUGUGUGUGAUUCUGACUCCUCUCUCUUGCUGCCUCUCAUUCCCGUCUCACCUAUUCCUCUUGCUCCAAUUCUUUUUCUCUCCGUUUCAUUGCCACUCUGUCUCUCUCUCUCUCCAUCUCCCCCCUCUAUCCCUCUCAGAUGGUGAGUGUGUAUCAGGUGUACCCACACUCCUGCUUCCUGUACCUGGGGAGUAUCCUGGUGGAUGAGUAUGGAAUGGAGGAGGGCUGCAGACAGGGUCUGCUGGACAUGUUACAGGCCCUGUGCAUGCCGACCUUCCAGCUGUUGGAACAGCCCAACGGACUGCGCAACCACCCCGACACGGUGGACGACCUCUUCAGGCUGGCCACCAGGUUCAUACAGCGGAGUCCUGUCACGCUGCUCUCCAGUCAGAUCAUCAUUCACAUCAUCCAGUGCGCCAUCGCCGCCACCACGCUGGACCACCGGGAUGCCAACUGCAGCGUCAUGAAGUUCGUGCGUGACCUCAUCCACACGGGCAUCACCAACGACCACGAGGACGACUUUGAGCUGCGGAAGCAGCUGAUUGCUCAGGCGAUGGGGCAGCACGGGCAGCAGCUGGUCACCCAGCUCAUCCACACCUGCUGCUUCUGCCUGCCCCCCUACACCCUGCCCGACGUGGCCGAGGUCGUCUGGGAGAUCAUGCUCUUCGACCGGCCGACGUUCUGCCGCUGGCUGGAGAACGCGCUGAAGGGUCUCCCCAAGGAGACGGCGGGCGGGGCCGUGACCGUCACACACAAACAGCUGACCGACUUCCACAAACAGGUCACCAGUGCAGAGGAAUGCAAGCAGGUCUGUUGGGCAAUUCGAGAAUUCACCAGGUUGUUCCGAUAGCUACGCGUGCACGUUCUACCAGAAGACCAGGACUCUUUUCUUUGCAACGUUGAAAGGUGUGACAGCAUUGAGGAACGAGGUGACUGCAAAUGAAAAAAAAGGGAACUCCCUCAUGAAGGGUGGGUGGGACUCAGCCCUCUGUGGAAAGCCAAUGGGACGCGUGGCUGUGUUGGAGAGGUGUGUGAGCGAUGGGCACCGAGGUGCUCGGGGAAAAAAAGAGGUCUUUGCGGAUCUGGCGCUGCUGUAGCCGCAGCUGGAAAACAGGGGAUUGUGGGAAGCCCGAUGGCUUUUCCGGAGGACUGAGCUUUUUAAUGAACGUUCGCUGAUUUGGAGACAUGAAUUCACCCCAAGUCGGCUGGAUUUCUACAAAUCAAGGACCCAUCGUGAAACGAAAGAAAAAAAAAAACGAAAAAAAAAAACAAAGAUGUGCCUGGUAGAAAAAUACAUAAAGACUUGUGUAUGUUUUGAAAAUGAAAGAGAAUUUAUUUUCAUGGACUGUCUAAAGAACGACCAAACAUGGUUUGCUGUCUGUGCCAUUAAAAAGAAAAGAAAAAAAAACAAAUAGCAAGUCCAUGAUAUCGGCUUCAAAAAUGAAAUUUGGAAUUGCUAGAAAGGGAUGCUGGAUGCAGCCCUUUGACCUUUUUAAUGAUUGGCUGGAGUUUUACCGUUACGCGAUUGCCAGAGUAAGCUGCGACUUGGUCGAGUGGACUCUGGCAGGGGUUUUUUUUUUUUUUUUUUCUUUCCUCCUCCUGGCAGUGCAUUCUGGGAAGAAGGUGAGAGACCAUCAUUCAUUGGAUGGCUGCCCUGGGCCCGAGGAGGUGUGCUAACAUACUUCCCCAUCUGGUGUUGCAGCCAUCUCGUGAACAAUAAAAUUAAAGUGAGGACAAAA